UUUGGCUAGCGUUGGGCUCAGUGCCGGUACUGGUCGUUUCAGCCGCGCCGCACCCUUAAAAUUCCUCAGUCUUUCCUUCUACACUUGCCAGAGCCUAGCUAGCCACAGUCCAGCGUUGCAACAAUAUGCCACGAACGACUGCGGCUUGAUCUCUGCACGCUAUUCCUCAACUUACGCCCAACAGAUCACGUCUCGGUUGAAAAAUGGCGUCAACGAUUCUAGGUGGCGAGGCAGAAGCGUUGUUCUCUUCGGCCUCCCCACGAGCCAUGGACAUGCUCGAAACUGCGGGUCUUAGCGGGUUCGCAACGCCCGAGUGCUGUAACAUUCCUGAAUGCGCACGGAUACCAUCUAACACCGCGACUACGACCCGGAAGGUGUCGCUCAGUGACGCGGAGCUCCGACGGCGAGUCGAGCGUGUUGAAAUCACUACCGACUUCAACAACGCACUGGCCAAUGUAUCGCUGCACGGCUGGAAGUGGAAGCGCGACUGCAGCACCUUCUCAAUGUUCACCCGUAGCAUCGCCAGUGGAAGUGGUGCGACGGUGGCAAACGCCCAAGUGCUAGCUAUGGGCACAGUCUCCGGUGGCCGGGCACUGGAGAGAUUGGUCUCGCUAUUGCGGACGCCGAAUGAGAGCGGCUUCAACAAGAUAAUGCAGCAGCUGUACAAGAGGGACUUCAUCUACGGGUCUCUAGUUCACUCCGCACCCUCGGACGCGACGGAUGGCAGCUUGCUGUUAGUCAAGACAUGCGCGUUCGUGCGGUCCAAGAGGUUCUCGCACAAGAAGAAUGAACAGAUGUGCUACAUCGAGCAGUUCCGACCGACCAAGGACGGAUUCGCUCUUGUCUUCACUUCUCUUCCCCAGCACGAGGUUCUCGCCGGUAAGGCCAGUGGUAAGCACGUCGACGAAUUGUGUCCAUUCCGUGGGUGGAUGCUAGUUGAGAAGGCCCCUGAGAGCAGAGCCAGUGUACGCGUGCUCUUCCACGCAGGCGUGGAUCCCGAUUUCCUUGCCGAGGACAAGAACACCGGUCUGGGUCUCUGUACGGCCAAAACAACGGCCGCACGAAUGCACCGGCUUGCCAAGGGUGUCUGUCGACUCGGUGAGGUGCUCCAUCACCAGCGGCGAGUAGACUCCACCAAAGCCAACAACAGAAACAACCAGCGUCAGGUGAGCACGGACGUCUCUAACUCACACUGUGUGGCCUGCACCUCCAAGUUCGACCUGCUACGACGACGUCGGCGCUGCGGUCUCUGCGCCUACAAUGCCUGCUCCAAGUGCUGCUACCGUGAGCCCAUGAUAAUCUAUAAUCGCUACGCUGCCACCAUCCAGUUUUGCGCUCGAUGCCGGGAAUGCAUGAUCGGAGGUGAAUACCCACAUUUGCGAUUGGCUCGGCGUCAUAGUUCACCGGGCAUCGAGACCUCACUAGCGACGCCUAGGUAGCAAAAUACUACAUGUAGUGGUAGUGUAUAUAUAGGAGCCACCAGAACGAAUGUAGUCUCUGUUUUUGUGCGUCUCCUUUCUUUUUGCGAACGUUCUAGGGAAAAAAAAGCAAGAGGAAGUGAUGUCAUUCGCCUAUAGUUCAUGCAU
Phytophthora nicotianae INRA-310 is the source of this 1586-nucleotide messenger RNA. RefSeq lists its product as hypothetical. The transcript has a single exon. Lineage: Eukaryota; Oomycota; Peronosporomycetes; Peronosporales; Peronosporaceae. Bases 204 to 1439 code for a protein of 411 amino acids. The record is from RefSeq and is a predicted model, not a curated record.